AUGCUGCCCACCAUGACCCUGCCCAGCAUGUCCUGGAUGCUGCUCUCCUGCCUCAUGCUCCUAACUCAGGUUCAAGGUGAGGAUUCCAAGGAUGAAGUUAACUUCACAAGGGGCAGCUGUCCCCCAGGGUCCUAUGCCUUUCGCUCCCUCUGCUAUGCCUUGUUUAGGACACCAAAAUCCUGGAAUGAAGCUGAUAUUGCCUGCCAGAAGCGACCCACAGGAUCCCUCGCGUCUGUGCUCAGUGGGGCUGAGGCGUCCUUCUUGGCCUCUGUGGUCAAGAACAAUUUGAAUACCUAUCAAUACAUCUGGAUUGGGUUUCAUGAUCCCACACAGGGCUAUGAGCCCAAUGGAGGAGGAUGGGAGUGGAGUAACAAUGAUGUGCUGAAUUACGUUGCCUGGGAGAAAACCCCCCCCUCCACCCCAAACCCUGGCUACUGCGCCAGCUUGUCACAACACUCAGGAUAUCAGAAGUGGAAAGAUUAUUCCUGCGACCAGAAGUUACCUUAUAUCUGCAAGUUCAAGAAUUAG
Messenger RNA from Molossus molossus (Pallas's mastiff bat), 528 nucleotides. Its product is annotated as lithostathine-like. The record is from RefSeq and is a predicted model, not a curated record. NCBI's taxonomy places the organism in Eukaryota, Metazoa, Chordata, Mammalia, Chiroptera, Molossidae. The transcript has 5 exons. Bases 1 to 528 code for a protein of 175 amino acids. Gene Ontology annotation, molecular function: oligosaccharide binding; peptidoglycan binding; signaling receptor activity. Gene Ontology annotation, biological process: antimicrobial humoral immune response mediated by antimicrobial peptide; response to peptide hormone; venom-mediated disruption of cell wall in another organism.